This is a messenger RNA of Heterostelium album PN500, 1734 nucleotides long. RefSeq lists its product as uncharacterized. Gene Ontology annotation, cellular component: membrane. Gene Ontology annotation, molecular function: serine-type endopeptidase inhibitor activity; cysteine-type endopeptidase inhibitor activity. The record is from RefSeq and is a predicted model, not a curated record. Bases 1 to 1734 code for a protein of 577 amino acids. Lineage: Eukaryota; Evosea; Eumycetozoa; Acytosteliales; Acytosteliaceae. The transcript has 2 exons.
AUGUUUAAAAUUUUUUUAUUCUUAAUAUUAUCAAUUUCUUCUCUAUCCCAAGCAGUUCCCUUCGGUCAGGUAUUCAAUGGAAUUGCUUCUUUUUAUAAUAAUCCAGGUCUUGGUUCAUGUGGUUCUCAAAUUGAUGCAGGUACUGAAAUGUUGGUUGCUGCACCAGCUGCUCAUUGGACAUCUGGAAACCCAAACAGCGACCCACUCUGUACUGAAAAUGUCUACAUUAAAGUUACUUAUAAUGGCAAUGUUAUCACUGUACCGGUCAAGGACAAAUGUCCAUCAUGUCCACCAAAUAAAAUUGAUCUUUCCAAACCUGCAUUUGCUCAACUUGCAAACCUUGACGUAGGAAUCAUUCAAAUCACAUGGGAGUAUGUUCGUGGCUCUGGUCCAUCAUCUAGCACUCCAAGCUCCUCUGGCUCUCCUCCAAUUGGUAGUGGUUCAUCAUCGGGUGGUAAUGGCCAAACUGUUACAGUUGUUGGUGGUGAUACUUGUUAUGCAAUCUGGACAACAAAAUGUGGUCAUAAUUGGGAUCAGUCUGCUUUCAGUCAAGCUAAUCCAAGUGUUAACUGUGCAUCUCUUCAAAUUGGACAACAAAUAAGUUGUGGUGGAAGCGGUGAUAGUGGAAGUUCAUCAAGUGGAACAACUGUUGUAGGUGGAACUUCUUCAUCUAGUGGUAGUGGUCAAACAAUCACAGUUGUUGGUGGUGAUACUUGUUAUGCAAUCUGGACAACAAAAUGUGGUCACAGUUGGGAUCAGUCUGCCUUUAGCCAAAGUAACCCAGGAGUUAACUGUGCAUCUCUUCAAAUUGGACAACAAGUAAGUUGCGGUGGAAGUGGAGGUGGUUCUCCUUCCCCAAACUCAAUCGGUGGAACUUCAUCAUCUAGUGGUAGUGGUCAAACUGUUACAGUUGUUGGUGGUGAUACUUGUUAUGCAAUCUGGACAACAAAAUGUGGUCACAGUUGGGAUCAGUCUGCCUUCAGUCAAGCUAAUCCAGGUGUUAAUUGUGCAUCUCUUCAAAUUGGUCAACAAGUUAAAUGCGGUGGAGGCGGUAGUGGUGGAUCUCCAUCUUCAAACUCAAUCGGUGGAACUUCAUCAUCUAGUGGUAGCGGUCAAACUGUUACAGUUGUUGGUGGUGAUACUUGUUAUGCAAUCUGGACAACAAAAUGUGGUCAUAAUUGGGAUCAAUCUGCUUUCAGUCAAGCUAAUCCAAGUCUAAACUGUGCAUCUCUUCAAAUUGGACAACAAGUAAGCUGUGGUGGAAGUGGUGGAAGUGGUGUUCCUUCUUCCUCAUCUUCCAAUUCAAUUGGUGGAACUUCUUCUUCGGGUGGUAGUGGUCAGACUGUCACAGUUGUUGGUGGUGAUACUUGUUAUGCAAUCUGGACAACAAAGUGUGGUCAUAAUUGGGAUCAAUCUGCUUUCAGUCAAGCUAAUCCAAGUCUAAACUGUGCUUCUCUUCAAAUUGGUCAACGAGUAAGUUGCGGUGGAAGUGGAGGUAGCGGAGUUGCUAAUCAAGGUGGUGCUGGUAGUCCAUGGUCUAAUUCUGGAAUGUCUUCUUCAUCAUCAUCAUCAUCUAGUGGAUGUAGCAAGAACUUUUCAGCAGUACCAGGUGAUACUUGUUAUGGUAUUUGGACAACUAAAUGUAGUAACCCAUGGAUUGAAUCUGCUUUCUUCUCAAAGAAUGCUGGUAUCAAUUGCGCUGCACUCCAAGUCGGUCAACAAGUAUGCUGUUAG